AUGGCUCACAGAUAUGAAUUUGUACGAAGAGCCAGAAAACAUGGAAGACAUCGAUUCGGAAGUUCUGAUAGAAAAUUUGUCUUUGAAUUCUCGAAUUCUCAGAGCGACUCUAAUAUUUCGCUAGAUUAUGAUGAAAAUAGCGAAUAUUCACAGUCGAUUAAGAACAGAAGCGAAUUGAUGUCGGUUGAUUCAUCACCGGCACGGUCUUUAGAAUCGAUAAAAUCAACAGCAACAAAUGAAUAUACUCCAGUACAGCAGACCUUGAUAAAGUCUCAACCCGUCAAAGGUAUAAACAAAGCUAUACAUGGAAGUUCGGGCAGGAAAGAUGGUAAUGACUACAUGGCGAGCACCAAAUAUUACCUAGGAGGCAAUCAAUGA
Molecule: messenger RNA, 378 nt
Organism: Ambispora leptoticha
Lineage: Eukaryota; Fungi; Glomeromycota; Glomeromycetes; Archaeosporales; Ambisporaceae
Source: the annotation of a GenBank genome assembly